UCUUUUUAGGGCUCAUGUAAUCAAAGAAGUUUUUGUUGUGUGUAUCUUUUCAGAACACAACAGGAAUUGGAAAUGAAUCAGAACGAUACUGAGCCUGUGGCAGCCACUGAGACCCUGGCUGAGGUACCUGAACAUGUGCUUCGCGGACUUCCAGAGGAAGUGAGGCUUUUCCCAUCUGCUGUUGACAAGACUCGGAUUGGUGUCUGGGCCACUAAACCAAUUCUAAAAGGCAAAAAGUUUGGACCAUUUGUUGGUGAUAAGAAAAAAAGAUCUCAGGUUAAGAAUAAUGUGUACAUGUGGGAGGUGUAUUACCCAAACUUGGGAUGGAUGUGCAUUGACGCCACCGAUCCAGAGAAGGGGAACUGGCUGCGAUAUGUGAAUUGGGCUUGCUCAGGAGAAGAGCAAAAUUUAUUUCCACUGGAAAUCAACAGGGCUAUUUACUACAAAACUUUAAAGCCAAUCGCGCCGGGCGAGGAGCUCCUGGUCUGGUACAAUGGGGAAGACAACCCCGAGAUAGCAGCUGCGAUUGAGGAAGAGCGAGCCAGCGCCCGGAGCAAGCGGAGUUCCCCGAAAAGCAGGAAAGGGAAGAAAAAACCCCAGGAAAAUAAAAACAGAGGAAACAAAACUGAAGACAUACAGCUGAAGACAAGUGAGCCAGAUUCCGCCUCUGCAAGAAUGAGAGAUUCCGCAGAAGGUGCCAGAGAAGAGGCCGAGAAGCCUUCAGCCUCGGCAGUCGAGCAGACAGCUGUUCUUCAGGAGGUGCUUAGUCAGGAUGUGCUUCCAGGGCUGGUGGCCCCUCCCCCUGCCGGCGAGCCACAGACAGAGCCCGGCGACAAGCUAGAAGCAGCACGUUGUGAGGUGAAUGACCUGGAGGAGGAGGAGGAGGAAGAGGAGGAGGAGGAGGAUGAAGAUGAUGAGUUGGAAGAAGAGGGGGAAGAAGAAGCUGACAUGCCAAAUGAAAGUUCUGUGAAAGAGCCAGAAAUACGGUGUGAUGAGAAGCUAGAAGAUUUAUUAGAAGAACCAAAAAAUAUUUCAAAAGACGCUCUCGAAGACUCUCCAGAGGUAACACCUGUUACCAAAAUUCCCAAAACUAAGGAAGAGGCCAACGGUGAUGUAUUCGAAACAUUAAUGUUCCCAUGUCAGCAUUGUGAAAGGAAGUUUACAACCAAGCAGGGGCUUGAGCGUCACAUGCAUAUCCACAUGUCUACAGUCAACCACGCUUUCAAAUGCAAGUACUGUGAGAAACCCUUCGGCACGCAGAUCAACAGGCGCAGGCACGAGCGCCGCCACGAGGCGGGGUUGAAGCGGAAACCCAGCCUAACACUACAGCCAUCGGAGGACCUGGCUGAUGGCAAAGCAUCUGGAGACAGUGGCACUCCAAAAGAUGACUCGAAUCCUUCCACUCUUGGGCAGGACUGUCUGAUCUUGAGUUCAGAGAAAGCUUCCCAAGAAACAGUAAAUUCUUCUGUUGUAGAAGAGAACGGAGAAGUUAAAGAGCUUCAUCCAUGCAAAUAUUGUAAAAAGGUCUUUGGAACUCAUACUAACAUGAGACGGCAUCAGCGUAGGGUUCAUGAACGUCAUCUGAUUCCCAAAGGUGUGCGGAGAAAAGGCGGCCUCUUGGAAGAGCCCCAGCCAGCAGCAGAGCAGGCCCGCCCGGCCCAGAAUGUCUACGUACCCAGCACGGAACCAGAGGAGGAAGGGGAGGCAGAUGAUGUGUACAUCAUGGACAUCUCUAGCAAUAUCUCUGAAAACUUAAAUUACUAUAUUGAUGGUAAAAUUCAAACCAGCAGCAGCACCAGUAACUGUGAUGUGAUUGAGAUGGAAUCUAGUUCGGCGGACUUGUAUGGUAUAAACUGUCUGCUUACUCCAGUUACAGUGGAAAUUACUCAGAAUAUAAAGACCACACCGGUCCCCAUCACAGAUGACCUUCCUAAGGAGCCUUCCAGCAGCACAACCAGUGAGUCCAAGAAACGGAGAACUGCUAGUCCUCCUGUGUUACCCAAAAUUAAAGCUGAAGCAGAGUCUGAGCCCACAGCACCCUCGUGUUCCUUAAGCCUGCCUCUCAGCAUAUCCACUGCAGAGGCAAUGUCCUUCCACAAAGAGAAAGGCAGCCUGUACUUGUCCUCAAAGCUCAAGCAGCUCCUUCAGACCCAGGAUAAACUGACUCCCCCCGCGGGGAUUUCGGCACCUGAGAUCCCUAAGCUUGGUCCUGUCUGCGUGUCCGCUCCUGCGUCGAUGUUGCCCGUGACCUCGAGUAGGUUUAAGCGGCGGACUAGCUCCCCUCCCAGCUCUCCGCAGCACAGUCCUGCCCUUCGAGACUUUGGAAAGCAAAGUGAUGGUAAAGCCAUGUGGACUGAUGCAGUUCUAAGUUCCAAAAAGCCCAAAUUAGAAAGUCAUAGCAGCUCCCCGGCGUGGAGCUUGUCUGGGAGAGACGAGCGAGAAGCCGUGAGCCCGCCUUGCUUUGAUGAAUACAAGGCACCUAAAGAGUGGGCUGCCAGCUCCGCUUUCAGCAGUGUGUGCAGCCAGCAGCCAUUGGAUCUGUCCAGCGGUGUCAAACAGAAGGCUGAGGGUACAGGCAAGACCCCGGUCCAGUGGGAAUCGGUGUUAGAUCUCAGUGUGCAUAAAAAGCCGUGUAGUGACUCGGAAGGCAAGGAAUUCAAAGACAAUAGCAUGGCUCAGCCGGCCUGCAGUGCUAUCAAGAAAAAGAAACCGACCACCUGCAUGCUGCAGAAGGUCCUUCUCAAUGAAUACAAUGGCGUCAGUGCACCCAUCGAAAACACGGCAGAUGUGACCAGGAGCCCGAGUCCUUGUAAAUCCCUAGAUCCCCAAGCAGAUCCUGACUCGGGUUUAUCUGCCCCUGCUGUGGAGUCCCCACCUGAUGUUUCUCCUUCAUCCCCUGUCCUCCAGACACCCUCUCUUUCUUCUGGGCAGCUGCCUCCUCUCUUGAUGCCAACACAUCCCUCGUCCCCUCCACCCUGUCCUCCUGUGUUAACUGUUGCCACUCCGCCUCCUCCACUUCUUCCAACCAUACCUCUUCCAGCUCCCUCUUCUGGGGCAUCUCCUCACCCGUGUCCCUCCCCACUCUCGAAUGCUGCUGCACAGUCCCCACUUCCCAUCCUUUCUCCGACAGUGUCUCCCUCGCCAUCGCCCAUUCCUUCCGUGGAGCCGCUCAUGUCUGCUGCUUCGCCGGGGCCUCCGACGCUUUCCUCAUCUUCUUCCUCAUCCUCCUCUUCUUUCUCUUCGUCUUCCUCCUCUUCCCCUUCACCGCCUCCUCUCUCAGCAGUAUCCUCUGUUGUUUCCUCUGGGGACAAUCUGGAAGCCUCUCUCCCCAUGAUAUCUUUCAAGCAGGAGGAACUAGAGAAUGAAGAUCUGAAACCCAGGGAAGAACCACAGCCUUCUGUUGAACAGGAUAUUGUUCAGGAGACAUUCAACAAAAACUUUGUCUGCAAUGUCUGUGAAUCACCUUUUCUUUCCAUUAAAGAUCUAACCAAACAUUUAUCUAUUCAUGCUGAAGAAUGGCCCUUCAAAUGUGAAUUCUGUGUGCAGCUUUUUAAAGCCAAAACUGAUUUGUCGGAACAUCGCUUUUUGCUGCAUGGAGUGGGGAAUAUCUUUGUGUGUUCCGUUUGUAAAAAGGAAUUUGCUUUUUUGUGCAAUUUACAGCAGCACCAGCGAGAUCUCCACCCGGAUAAGGUGUGCACACACCACGAGUUUGAAAGUGGCACCCUGAGGCCGCAGAACUUCACAGAUCCCAGCAAGGCCCACGCAGAGCAUAUGCAAAGUUUGCCAGAAGAUCCUUUGGAAGCGUCGAAAGAAGAGGAGGAGGAGUUAAAUGAUUCCUCUGAGGAGCUGUAUACGACCAUAAAAAUUAUGGCUUCUGGAAUAAAGACGAAAGACCCAGAUGUUCGAUUGGGUCUCAAUCAACAUUACCCAAGCUUUAAACCGCCUCCAUUUCAGUACCACCACCGAAACCCCAUGGGUAUCGGUGUGACGGCCACCAACUUCACUACACACAACAUUCCACAGACUUUUAGCACUGCCAUUCGCUGUACAAAGUGUGGUAAAGGUGUAGACAACAUGCCUGAGUUACACAAGCAUAUCCUGGCAUGUGCUUCUGCUAGUGACAAGAAGAGGUACACCCCUAAGAAAAACCCGGUACCGCUGAAACAAACUGUGCAACCCAGAAACGGCGUGGUGGUUUUGGAUAACUCUGGGAAAAAUGCCUUCAGACGAAUGGGGCAACCCAAAAGACUGAACUUUAGUGUCGAGCUCAGCAAAAUGUCACCAAAUAAGCUCAAAAUAAAUGCAUUGAAGAAAAAAAACCAGCUUGUCCAGAAGGCAAUCCUGCAAAAAAACAAAUCUGCCAAGCAGAAGGCCGACUUAAGAAACGCCUCGGAGUCGUCCUCGCACAUCUGCCCGUACUGCCAUCGGGAGUUCACGUACAUCGGCAGCCUGAAUAAGCAUGCUGCUUUCAGCUGUCCCAAAAAACCGCUUUCUCCUCCCAAAAGAAAAGUUGCCCAUUCGUCCAAGAAAGGUGGGCACGCAUCACCUGCAAGUAGUGACAGAAACAGUAGCAGCAGCCACCGCAGACGGACAGCGGAUUCAGAGAUUAAAAUGCAAAGCACGCAGGCUCCUUUGGGCAAGACCAGAGCUCGAAGCUCAGGCCCCGCACAGGUCCCACUGCCCUCUUCCUCCUUCAGGUCCAAGCAGAAUGUCAAAUUUGCAGCUUCAGGGAAGUCCAAAAAGCCAAGCUCCUCUUUAAGGAACUCGAGCCCAAUAAGAAUGGCCAAAAUAACUCACGUCGAGGGGAAAAAACCCAAAGCUGUGGCCAAGAAUCAUUCUGCUCAGCUUUCAAGCAAGACGGCCCGGAGCCUGCAUGUGAGGGUACAGAAAAGCAAAGCCGUCUUACAAAGCAAAUCCACUCUGGCCAGUAAGAAAAGAACAGACCGGUUCAAUGUAAAAUCUAGAGAGCGGAGUGGAGGGCCAAUCACCCGAAGCCUCCAGCUGGCGGCUGCUGCCGACCUGGGCGAAGGCAGGAGGGAGGACAGCGGUGGCAAGCAGGAGCUGAAGGACUUCAGGAACUUCCUGUAGAAAAGCCCCCCACACAAACCAAACCUUAAUUGACUAAAUAAAGAUAAUGCAUGCUCAACUUAGGAUAAGCACUACGACAAAGGACACGAAAUCUACCAAGCUUGCAAGACCAGUUGAAGCUGACAAAAAUCCUAACACUCAACUGAUUGCCGGCAGGCUUCUUGUUGCCCUGGUUAGAGUCAGGCAUCUGCUUCUUCGCUGGUGCCCAACACGUGCUGGGCACCCAGGUGAUUGAGAUGCAAGAGGGUGCUGUAAGACGGGCCAGAGAAACUGGCUCGUCGUCACGGGACUGACAACUCAGAUGUGAGUGUGGCCCUGGUUUUUGGCACAUAGCAGAGGAAGGAAUGACUUGAACUUAACCUUGCAAAGCAAGUUCUCAGUUUUAUCGAUAGUUUGUUGUAGAUUUCAGGGAUGACAAAUUCUAAUGCACUCAUUUUGAGAUGUUUUGGUCACACACCAGCUCUUGAUGCCUUUUUUUUUAAGUUAAUUAUAGGCAGAGAGACGCAUUUAGCCUCUCUCCUAGCCUGCUUUUUUUUAUAUUAUUAUUAUUAUCACAAGCAGAUUGCCAGCACAAUGGAGAGGAAACCAGAUUGGAUAUGGACUCCUUUUUUAUGCCUCUUCCAGUUUUAUGUGUAUAUAUCCAGAUGGACAUCCUCUCAAAUAAUUACGUGGCACUAAUUUAUACCUAUUACUGUUAUUGGAGACUAUGUAGCAAUAUACCGAUGCCCAGGACGCAUCACAGCCUAUAAAGGUGUGUCUGCACAUAAGUAAAAGAAUUUUUGUAACAGGUUUUACACUUCAGUCUCUAAUAGAGAUUUAGAAACUACAAAUUGGCCUCUUCCUGAGUAUAUCGUUUCUCCAUACAUUAUAUAUGUUUUCACCCUAAUUAAUGACUGAGUUGGUGGGAAAUGGCUAGGUUAUUCAUCGUUUUUGUUUUUGUUCUAAACUUUAAAAAUAAUCUACCUCUUAAAAUUUGUAGUUUAAUACUUGUUUGGUGAAUUUGUGCCACUUUAACCCUUUCACUAUCAUUCCCAUUUUGUUACAUUUCUGUUCUGGGGACUUUGUGUUGAAAUAUUGUAUAAAGCAUUUGUAGCAGUUUGAAAAUAAAAUAUUUAAAAUUAUUUAAAUUGUUUUGGACACUUCAAUUGUAUUAUAUGUGAUUUACAUUUUACAUUUGUGUUUGAGUUGUUAAUCUGGAGAGUGUUCUUGUACUGGAGUUUGCUGUUAGUUAUUUUAUUGUUUCUUGUUGGAGAGUUAUGAUAUAAAAGACUAUUCUAAUGAAAACAUUAAAAUUUACAUUUGACAUACAAAAGGGAUUGUCUGUUGAUUUGAACCGAUGGCUUUGUAAGAGGGAAGGAGGUUGAUUGUAGAUAGACAAGUCAAGAGCUGUUUGUUUGCUGUUUAUCCCCUUCCAGGAUGGAACGAAUCAUUUGAGCUUGUCAUGUGUACAAACGUUUUUUUAUGCUGUUGUUAGCAAGCACUUAAUAACUAGGGAACUUUAAAUGAUACAUUUUAUAUCAUUGUAACCAAUAAAAACUUUCUGAAAGCUUGUGAAAGGACUGCAUUUUGUACAUGGCCGGGAGCAGUGAAGGUACACGAGGAAGAGGCAUGCAGGAAGCAGGAAGCGCUGUCUGCCCCUGCGACCUCUUCACGCCUUCCUGUUGGCAUUACUGAGGGUCUGUGUUUCUUACUGCUUGGCUACCAUUGAGGGGGUUGCCACAAAGUCAGGGGUGCUGAGCAGGACUCAGGAGUGAAAUAAAGCAUUUCACAUGUGGGGGUCUCCACUUCCUCUUUGCUUACUAACACUUUACUCUGGUUUGGGAAUUUUUAUUGUUAAGGAUCCCCAAGGAAUGAAGCAGAGAAGUUGGAACAUCUGUAUUAAGUUUCUAUGGGGUUGCCAUUUUUCUUGAGAUUAAAAAUGGUUGAAUGUCGGCAGUCGUAAAGUCCCACGCGAUAGCACUGUGGUUCUCAUACCUUACAUCGGUACGUGUCAUUUCUUAGGGUAGACGGGAAAGCUGAAGGGAUGGUCAGCAUCUCCUAGUCAAGCGCCUCAUUUCUGGUUUAUGAUACUCCUGUGGUCGAGACCGGAAGGGGAGGAGGUGAGAGGUUAGAGGAGUUACGCAAUGGCUUCCAGUGUUCGUUGUUCUAGCUGCCCUCUAAAACCGAGGUUUGGAUGUGCAUGGCUCCCUGUUGGCCGCAUGUUGUGUGAUGCAAGGACACUGCUCCGGGACGGAGUGACUCCAUCUGGCCGUCUGCUCUUCAUCUGUCUCAUCGGGCUGCCCGCCAGCAGGCUCUGACAGUCGGCCUCGGGCAGAUCACUUCUGGGUUUUAGUUCGCAGUCUGUGCAAAGUGGGGAACGGCUAGAUGGUCUCUGCGUUUCCCUUCUAGAAGGUCUUUUUACUGGGUACGGAGGCUGACAGACUUUCGAGGGACGGAGGAGCAGGGCCGGGUCUGUCUUGUGACUGGGUCUUGCAGCAGAGCCUGAAGUGGCAGACUCAGGCCUUGACUCAGUGGAGGAGUCCCCAAGAAGUCACUUCUCCCAUCUCGCCAGCAGUGCGCUGCCC
This is a messenger RNA of Molossus molossus (Pallas's mastiff bat), 7652 nucleotides long. It is a transcript of the gene PRDM2, whose product is annotated as PR/SET domain 2. Gene Ontology annotation, cellular component: nucleus. Gene Ontology annotation, biological process: regulation of transcription by RNA polymerase II. The coding region runs from base 73 to 5088 and encodes 1671 amino acids. The transcript is spliced from 8 exons. NCBI's taxonomy places the organism in Eukaryota, Metazoa, Chordata, Mammalia, Chiroptera, Molossidae. Gene Ontology annotation, molecular function: RNA polymerase II transcription regulatory region sequence-specific DNA binding; protein binding; DNA-binding transcription factor activity, RNA polymerase II-specific. The record is from RefSeq and is a predicted model, not a curated record.